GCCCUCCUGACACAUCUCACACUGCAGCCCUGGGCUUAGUGGCCUGAGAGAUGCACUGCCAUUCAGAAGAUGGAGAGUUUUCUCCUUCUGAUGAAUAGUGCUAUUGAGUCAUGGAUGAACACCAGCACCAUGGACAUAGCAACGGACCUGAGCAUUGCCAUUCUGUGUGGGGUGGGGCUCUUUUUCCUACUAAUCCCCUUCCUGAAGGACUGCCCACUGUCACCAGCAUCUGGAAACAAAACAGACAUCCCAAAGGAUGUGAAGAGGGGGCGGAGCAACACCAGGAGGAAAACUGAUGUGGAAAAAGGUUGUAGAGAUGGAGGGAAAACUGUGGAAGAGACCAAGACUCCAUCACAACCUAUGAAAAUUCUGACCAGGCAACUUCUCCAGGACUCCACACCACAAAUCUUUUGGAACUCAAGUCAGAAACUGGAUCACCUUCUGCUCUCUCAGCUGUUCUCUUCCCUCACGAGCUUAGAGGAUCUUAUAUUGCAGAAAUUUAAUCGACGUUUCUGGGGCACAUCCUCUAUUUUCUCUGAAUCAGUUGUGGCUAUGGCCCAUGUCCUCAGAAACCCGAGCUUCCCACAACAGAAAUCUGUGAGGUUUAGUGAUCCCUGUGUCACUGACCAAGCUCCAUCCCAGGCUCAAGGACUUCGACAGCAACACCGGUACCACCCACGGCUUCACCGACAAAGGAAAACAAGUUUGGUAGGUAUGACAUGGGUCCCAGAAAAGAAAAUCCUCCCAAUCUCUACCCCAAAACAAAUACAUCCCUGUUUGAAGAGAAGGGCCUAUGGAGUGUCAUGUCCAACCACUGAGAAAGGGAUCCAGACAUCCCUACCCCCUGAAUGCCUGUCCCAUAAACAUGGACUGUAUUCUAAAGCCGUCAAAGGUUAUGUUAAACGAAACCAUCAAAAAGCCAUUGGAAAGCCCCCUGGGAACUGGCUCAGGGACACCCUGAAGACUAAGGCUAUCAGGCCUGCAUCCAUCCUUUCUGAACAUCUUCGGAUGUUCCUGCACCACAAGGAGCCACAGACUAAAGACAAGGCAACAAAUGUGGAAAAACAACAAGGAACCUGCAUCAGAUCCCCUCCAUCCAAGAAACUGAAGCAGUUUCAGGGACGUUUCCCACCAAACACUGAUCAUUAUUGCAAGAGAAGGCCUCAACUCUCCCAGCCUGGCCAGCCCUCCAUCCUCAAUUCUAAAAGCUACAAAUUACGCAAAAUCAUACAGUCUGUGCUUGCAGGGAUGACCUUAAUGAAGGACAGAGCAGACUUUAGUAUGCAGUCUCAAUUCUCCCAGGCUCCACAGUCUUCCGUCUGCAACGCCAAAAGGUACAAAUAUAGUAAAAGGAUGGGGUCUGUGCCCAGAAGGGUGCCCUUAAAGAAAGACACAGCAAGGUAUGAUAUGGGAAAGCCCAUCAAGAAGUGCCUUGGUGCUGGGACAAAAAAUGUGCCUCACAGUGCAUGCAGCAUCCUUGGGAAGAGGCUGAGAGCCAGGAACCUUGCACUGAAGAAAGGCCAGGCGUCCGUCAUGAACCCUACUGGCAAUUAUUGUCUGCAUGAUUCAAAGGCUGAAAUGAAGCUGGCAUCAAAUAACACAGCACUUCCAGUCCAAUGCAGAAGGACACCAUAUCUGCAGAUCCUUGAGGCACUGAAUCCCAUCCCACCUGGGGUUCUAGCCUCAAAACUUCCCCGCAUUGUAUUUCCCUCCUCACCCAUCUGUGAUUUCAAGGAGGAAUACUACUCCAAGGCUGCCACAGUCCUCAAAAAUUUGCAUCACCAGGACCCAGGAGGGACAAGGGUAAAAAGUACAUCAGCUGCCAGUCUAGAGAGUGCUCUGUCUAUGUGCUCAGCUGCAAAGAUUCAGAAGACACAAAGAGCCCCUCCACCUGCUGCCAGCCGUGGACUCUCAAAAGCCCAUACAGAUCUACUGAAGAGACACCUGAGUAUUCAGCACUCUGCUUUGUACUUCGAGCAGGGCAGGAUUAUCCAAGGGACUGGAAAGGGCAGCCUACAACAAAAUACCAACCCCCAAAAGGCCAAGCAUGCACCACUCAAGAGCUUUCAUGAGGGGGACUCAAGACAUCACUCGUGGAAUGGGACAAUGGUGGGCCCUGGAAAAAGGGUCCCACCUGCAGCAGCCAAACAGACUAAAGCAGUGGAGGUAAAAAAAGAGACACCUUAUGCAUGGAGUCUGGGAUCCAACGAGAGUCACACUGGCAAGGACAUCAAUAUCAGUCCCAGGGUCUUUGGCUCUUUAGGGGCCAAGAGAAGCCCAGGCCAUCUCCAAACAUGUACUCCACAACACUCACAGGACUCAACUCUAAGAACACAAGGGCACAGGAAUAUCAUUCUCUGUUCAAACAAGCAGCCGCAGCCCAGGCCCGGGAGACACGAUCCAGAAUGCCCCAGUACAGUACACCCUGCCAAGGUCAACUUGUCUUCAGAGCACUCAAUGUCCAGCUUCCAGAAUACAUGCCAAAAGCCCAAGACUGCCCAGGGCUCAUGUGAGAGGGCAGAUACUAAAGAGAAUAGAGUCCUGAAGGAUAAGAUUAGAAUAAAUCAUCUCAAGGACUUGUGUCCCCACAAAGAGAGGCAGGGUUCUAUAAGACCUACAGCCAUAAGCCAGGGAGGAAGGCUUGGGAGAUCAAGGCCUUGUAGCCUGAGCUCCACACAGCUCAAGGAUACAGCAAAGACUCGGACAUCAGAUAAAAGACAGGCUACUUCUAAAAGCUCUUGGAAGAGCGACAUAAGGGAGGUUUUAAAAUAUGGAUAUGUUGGCUCCAAAGACAUUAUUGGACAAGAGGACACUUCAAAGAAAGAUCAGCCCCCAGCAGUGACUGAGCGGACAGAGGAAGACUGGACAGGGGAAAAGGCCAUGUGCAAUAUGAUAGCUCACCUGCAAUACCUUACGAAUUUUCUGUUCGAGAUCAUGGAGGACACUGAAUGGGACCCAUCAAAGCUACAAGGGUGUGAAGUGGAAUCCCUGACAUUCCAGCUGGGUAGCUCAUCCGACUCUUCUGAGGGUGAUGAUGACAUAAACCAAGGUACAUCAACAAGCACAAUGAGCUUUGGCCAGACCAGCCCCGAGAUGCAUAACUGUUCCUUCACAAAAACAGGGAUUGGAGACAAAACACAGUCAGAGAUUAAAGCCAAGACAGCCUGUGACCAACAUCUGAACCAGGUGAACAGAGGGAUGUUCUCAGACCAGCUCCCUAUGCCCAAAGAAUAUGACCUUUCAUGUAGGUACAGGGGAAUUCAACACCAGCAGGAGCUGGGUCUCCCAGACCAGACCUUUUACCAAUAUAAGUUAAGAAUGACCCACUGUCCACAUGGAGGCACCAAGGGGCACAACUAUUCCUUUGGAUAUAGAAAACUUGGAGACCAACAACAGCCAGACUUUACCCAUAAGGCCUUGGACCCACAUCAAAGUGCAAAGGAAGACAUGGGCUGUGUCUCCUGUCUGAGUCCCAAAGGGAGCCGUCCAGUCAAGCACAGGCGAACUGACUGCUUCUCACCUUAAGUUGCUGCCCAGCAAGCCUCUGGCACUAGAACGGGGCAAUGAGUAGGUGGCUCAGGCUGUCCUUGCCUUCUCACACCAAUUUUCUAGAAGGUGUCCCAUCUGCCCAGCCAUUGUGUCCCCCAUGCCUCCUAGUAAUAAACUUGGUUUUGUCCCUGUAAAGAAA
This is a messenger RNA of Rattus norvegicus (Norway rat), 3688 nucleotides long. Lineage: Eukaryota; Metazoa; Chordata; Mammalia; Rodentia; Muridae. The record is from RefSeq and is a predicted model, not a curated record.